Molecule: messenger RNA, 625 nt
Organism: Pelagomonas calceolata
Lineage: Eukaryota; Pelagophyceae; Pelagomonadales; Pelagomonadaceae
Source: the annotation of a GenBank genome assembly
CCUCACCUCUAUAAUCGCAAGGGAGAGCAGUCGCGCGAUGCCUGUAUUCACCAGCCAUAGACCAGUCAGGCGAUCGCUUAUUAUCGAGAGGUCAGCGCUUAUUCCAUUCAUCAGUCAUAGUAUGCUCGCACGCACUCACAUCACUCUCAGCUUGCUGCUUUGCAGCAGUCAUGCAUUUGCGCCGCCGACGCGAGCGGUUGUGACUGCACCACAGCACGGGCGACGACCGCUGACGCGCACUUAUGCGACGGAGUCCGACGAGGAGCUCGCGCUUUACGGUGCCGGGGGAGUGUUCGCGUCGGCGGUCGUGCUCUAUAGUGAAUUCACACUCAAAACGACGGGAUGCGGCUUGCCCGCGGGACCCUUCGGCGCCGUCGGCGCGAUCGAAGGCGUGUCUUAUCUCGCAGUGAUCGGCAUAGCAGGCGCGAGCCUCGCAACGAAGGUAAAAACGGGCUCGGGUCUGAAGGCGGGACCCGGAGGCCUCCUCGGCCUCGCCGAGGGACUCGCGUUCACAGCGAUCGUAGUCGGGUUGGUGGUCCUCGCCUUCCAGUUUGCAGAUUAUGGAUACCUGCCGAACGCGAUUCCGGUCGAAGGAGGCCGUUGUGAUUAAAACAAGUAUUAUUAA